Molecule: messenger RNA, 279 nt
Organism: Geodia barretti
Lineage: Eukaryota; Metazoa; Porifera; Demospongiae; Tetractinellida; Geodiidae
Source: the annotation of a GenBank genome assembly
AACGGGUGUGCAACUAACUCAGCAUCACGCGCGCGUGCUCGUGCGUGUCCCCAGGCGGCGGUUCGGAAAAAGUGGAGCGAGGAUCAUAGAGCUAGCAUGCAGGCCCCAGUUCAGCAGCAGGGCAGCAGACUAGCAGCAGGAGCACCGAGAGUCCUCCCGUUUGUCCCACAGAAUGAAGUCGUCCAUGGAAGAUGGGGAUGGGGAAGGGCCGCCUGGACGACUACUGUACUUAGUGAUAGGGAUGACACAAGUUGUCCUGCAUCAUGUCCAUACAUUUGA